UCUCACCAAGCGUCUAACACACAGCACAGGUUAAAAUGUGUUGUUAAAAAGUCAGACUGACGAAGAACAGACGAUUCUGACUGCCCAUCUCGAGUUAUGUCAAGAUGAUUUGGAAAUUGUUUCAUUUCAGUGCUCUCCUUCUUGGAGCAUUCACAUCCCCAACUCCAUCCCCAACUCCAUCUCCAUCCCCAACCAGUAGCACUGACGAAGGAGUCUGUCACAUCUACAACUCUGGCCGCUCCGCAGACUGUCUGGGAAGACAGCUUGAAAGUGUCCCAUGGAGACAAUUUCCAUCCACACUGGAAGACAUAGAUCUUUCUUACAAUAAACUUCAAGCUGUCCAUGCUGAGGACUUCCUCCGCCUCCCUCAGCUUCGCAUCCUUAAACUACUGUACAAUAACAUUUCACACAUUGACAAUGAUGCCUUUAAAAACAACAUACUACUGGAGCAGCUCGACAUCUUCAAUAACUCCCUGCAAGAAAUUCCUGCCAAAGCUCUGACUCCUCUCUUGAAUCUUAAAGAGCUCAAAAUGUCCAAUAACCUUUACAAACAUGCCACUUUGGCUGACAGCUUCUCCAAAUUUGUCAAACUCAAAGUUCUCUCUAUGGGUGGGCCUCUGGUGAUGGGUCUAAAGAAAGCAGAUUUUCAGCCCCUGAAAAACAUUAAGUUAGAAGGUUUUGCCAUCAAAUGUUCCUCCAAUCUGAGUUACUACGAGCCUGGAAGUUUAGAUGUCAUCCAGACAAAACAGAUGGGAUUUGAUAUGGCCAUAGAUCAACGGCCAAACGCUCUCCUCCACAUGCUUCAUGACCUUGCUAACAAGACCUUCAGUGUCAUCCAGUUCCGCAACCUCUUUGAGUUCAUGUACUACAUGGGAGAUGAGGACAUUUUCAAGGGUUUAAAACAAAUCACAGCACAUCAGCUUAUCUUUCACAGAGGUAAAUUCAAUGAGAAUCUCCUGAGGAUGGCUUUAAUGAACUUACAAGUCGCCUCUAUCAAAAGGUUGAGACUUCAGUACAUCGACUUUGCCCGUUCACCCACAUUUGUCGAUAGUGGAGCAGGUUCCAGCAUCACAGACCUGGCACUGGAUAAAUUGGAUCUUUGGUAUAUCAGCAAUCCUGAUGUGCUGCGAUUUGACUGGCGCUUCACCUGGUUCAACAAAAUUAAGGAACUGUCUAUUCAGUAUGUGUACUUCAACUCUGUGCCUUGCGAUUCCUGGGUUGAGAUGAAAGGUGUGGAGCUUCUGGAUGUAUCCAAUAAUCGACUAAAGAAUGAGUUUCUCUUCAACCAGCAGUGUGAUUACAAGGGCGCCAUGCCAAGUCUUCACACAUAUAACAUGAACAACAAUGACCUGACCAGCUUAAAAGAUUUGUCAUCCCUAACAAGGGAGUUCCAGCAGCUGCAGGUAUUGGAUUUAAGCAACAACAAACUGGGAUCUGCUGAAAACUGUCAGGACUGCAUUUGGCAAAAAAAUAUCACUCGCCUUAUUGCUCACCACAAUCAAUUCGUAAGUGAAGCCCUCUGUUGUCUCCCCACCACUGUGCAAUACUUGGACCUGUCCUACUGCAACCUGGAUCACCUGGACAUAACAUACUUUGAGAAAGCUACCAACCUGAAAGAACUCCUGCUGAGUGGGAAUAAAAUCAAGUUCAUCCCAUCUAAGUGGGAAAGUCCAUCACUGCAGUCACUAGCUUUGGAUGGGAAUUCAUUUGGUCUCAUUAGCAAGGAAUCCUUUGAGAACAUGCCUCAACUCUCUCGCCUGAGGGCAGGGAACAAUCCUUACCAUUGUACUUGUGAGCUCCAUGCUUUUGUCCAGGACACAAUGUCAAAAGGAAAGGUUAACCUCACAGACUGGCCAUGGAACUACAAGUGUUACCACCCAGAAGCUUUGCUCAACACAGCCAUAUCCAAAUACUUCCCAGGUCAAGUAGCGUGUGAUAUCAGACUAGUUAUCAUCAUCUGUGUUGCGACCACUGCAGCAGUUAUCUUGAUACUGAUGCUCAUUUGCUAUAUUUUUGACCUCCCCUGGUACACUAAAGCCACGUAUCAGAUCAUCAGGGCCAAAUACAGAGCUCACAAGGAAAAAAUGGCUGGAGAAUUAGGAACUUUUACUUAUCAUGCCUUCAUAUCCUAUAGCCACUCUGAUGCAGACUGGGUGAGGGACCAGCUCUUGCCCUGUUUGGAGAACAACAGGGAUCCCUAUCGUCUGUGUAUUCAUGAGAGGGACUUCAUGCCAGGAAGGUGGAUCAUCGAUAACAUCAUUGAAAAUAUUGAAAGCAGUCGUAAGGUAAUAUUUGUCCUGUCCCGGCACUUCGUUAACAGUGAGUGGUGCAACUAUGAGCUUUACUUCGCUCAGCAGAGAGCAAUGGGAAAGACCUUCAGUGAUGUCAUACUAGUGGUGAAAGAACCCAUUGAUCCCAGCUCCUUGCCCAGCAAGUAUUGCAAGCUUAAGAAGAUGCUGAGUACCAAGACGUACUUAGAGUGGCCCCAGCAGGUCAACCAGCAGGCAUUUUUCUGGUCGCAGCUGAAGAGUGUUCUAGGCAAACCGACAAUGACCCGAGAUGGAGCACACAGUAUUAAGAGCAGAACGUCAUCUGUAGGAGGCGUUUCUGUGAUUGGGCCCCCCAUAGAUAGGAGGCCAGAUUUAGCAACACCUAAUGUAGACAAAGAAACAGAACCUCAAAAGGAAAUUAUCAAGAGGAAUAAAGACAAGCUGUCAAAUCAGAGACAAAUCCCUCUGGUGAAAGCGCUGAAAGGCCACAAACUCAAUGGCUCAAAUGAGAUCUCCCAUGUCGCACUCUGGAUAACAAGCGAGGUGCCAGGAAGAUGUGGUGACAAGAGCCACAUUGAAAAAAGACUGUGUUCUGUUACAUUGUUGGCCCUCAGAGGAAUUAACUCAAGGACGGGAAAAAUGGCUUUCAACCUGCAAAACUCCAUGGAGGGCCUCAUCAGUGUGUUCCAUUCCUAUUCUGGAAAAGAAGGUGACAAGUACAAGCUGAGUAAAGGUGAAAUGAAGAACCUGUUGCAGGGAGAACUUGCCGACUUCUUGGCAUGCAGCAAAGACCCCGACGUGAUUGACAAGAUUAUGGGUGACCUGGAUGAAAACAAGGAUGGUGAAGUGGACUUCCAGGAGUUUAUUGUUCUGGUUGCUGCACUGAGUGUCGCCUGCCAUGAAUUCUUCAAAGACUGCGAUAAGAGCUGCGUGAAAGACGAGAAGGACCAUGGUUCUAAGAAAGACUGAAAGUAUAUUUCACAUUAAAUCAAUAAAAAUGUUGGAUGUAAAGGUUUGACUCAUUCCUUACCCACAGAACCUUGUAAUGUUGCAAAAGAUGCAUCCCAAACACGUUAAAGUCUUCUGCCUUAAUAAAAUUAUAUCCUGUU
Messenger RNA from Dicentrarchus labrax (European seabass), 3379 nucleotides. RefSeq names its product toll-like receptor 18 (gene tlr18). Gene Ontology annotation, biological process: toll-like receptor signaling pathway; inflammatory response; regulation of heart contraction. The coding region runs from base 105 to 3239 and encodes 1044 amino acids. The transcript is spliced from 7 exons. Gene Ontology annotation, molecular function: transmembrane signaling receptor activity; calcium ion binding; protein binding. Gene Ontology annotation, cellular component: membrane. Lineage: Eukaryota; Metazoa; Chordata; Actinopteri; Moronidae. The record is from RefSeq and is a predicted model, not a curated record.